UUUAAUUCCGUUCAUUUGUUUUACCUUUUUCGCACAUUGUAUAAAUGAUCUGAUCAUUUGGAACAAAUUAAUAGUUGUUACUGUUUUUUUAACACACUACAUGAUGUAUUUUCGUAAAAGUUAACAAAACUCAGAGAGAAAUAAUUUUUAAAACUAUCCUUUGCUCCAGAUUUUCUGAUGGAAGGUCAUGACGGUUAGUGAUGCACUUUAAAACAUGUUUGGCAGACAGAGUGCUCUCACGUUAGAAAAAUGAACAUUUCCUUCUGUGGCGCCGGAUUCUUAGGCAUAUACCAUAUGGGUGUAUUAAAGGCUCUACGUAGCAGCGCGCCCAAGUUCCUGUCGAGGAUUGAGCGAGUGGGCGGUGCGUCAGCGGGCUCUCUUGCAGGAGUUGUACUGGUUUGUGAACCAGAGAAAGUCGAAGAGUGUACACAGUUUAACCUCGCCUUAUCGGACGAAGUGAGGCGGAAGCCACUUGGGUCAUUCACUCCUAAUUACAACCUGCUGGAUUCGGUGCGGGCAUUUAUCGACAGUACCUUGUCACAUGAUGCUCACCAUAGAGCCAAUGGCAUUCUUUAUAUUUCUCUGACGUCAUUUGAUGGGCGGAGUCUACCAAAGAACACAGUCGUGUCAAAAUACACCUCAAGAGAUGAACUCAUUCAGUGUCUGAUCAGCAGCUGCUACAUUCCCGGUUACAUCGGCCUGGCACCCCCAAAAAUUGAUGGAAAGUUCCAAACGGACGGAGGGUUAACGAACAAUCUCAUCACAUUUCCGGACGGCCGAACAGUAACAGUUUCUCCAUUCUCCGGGCAUCAAGACAUCUGUCCGAAAGACGAUAUAGGUCGAAAUAUGCAUGUUCACAUGAAAAACCAAACAUUCCGAGUAAACCAGAAGAACGGGGCACGCGCUGUGCACGCGAUGUUCCCACCGUCACGUGAUGUUCUUGUGCGAUAUUUCGAACAGGGUUACAGCGAUGCCAUGGUUUUUGUUAUGACAGAAAAAUUAAGCUAAUAGACUGAAAUGAGGUGUUGCAAUAUUUGAAAUUAAAGGCCUAGUUAAAGCCUUCUAUAAGUCCACCCCCCCCCCCCACCCAAAUCGGUGUAUAGUACACAACCUCUGUGUAUUGAUCUAAAUCAACUUGCCUUGAUCUCUCUUAUCAGAUCUCCAAUCUGAGUCUCAGUUUUGGAACUUUCAUUAUAUUGUUGCACCCUAAAUGGCCCUAAACUAAUAUACAGGAAACUGGCCCCUACUGUGACACCAGUGCAAUUAGCAGAAGAUGCAUAGCGGGGGAUUAUCAUGCCAAACAUUCCUUCGACUAGGUCUUUAAGAGUGUUUUUAAUGCCAAAUAAAUAACACCAUAUGCCAAGCCAAAGACAGUGGCUCCGAUGUGUGUGUGUACGUGCGUGCGUGCGUGCGUGCGUGCGUGCGUGUGUGCGUGUGUUACAUAUGAGUUGUUUAAGCGAAUUAAAACACAUCUGAAUUAACUUGUUUGAUAAUUUUAGCAUUGAUUCUCCUGAAUAUAAUAGAGUCAUGAA
Mya arenaria is the source of this 1532-nucleotide messenger RNA. Its product is annotated as patatin-like phospholipase domain-containing protein 4. The transcript has 5 exons. Gene Ontology annotation, cellular component: lipid droplet; cytoplasm; membrane. Gene Ontology annotation, molecular function: triacylglycerol lipase activity. Gene Ontology annotation, biological process: triglyceride catabolic process; lipid homeostasis. Lineage: Eukaryota; Metazoa; Mollusca; Bivalvia; Myida; Myidae. The record is from RefSeq and is a predicted model, not a curated record. Bases 250 to 1008 code for a protein of 252 amino acids.